Drosophila montana is the source of this 4308-nucleotide messenger RNA. RefSeq lists its product as uncharacterized. NCBI's taxonomy places the organism in Eukaryota, Metazoa, Arthropoda, Insecta, Diptera, Drosophilidae. Gene Ontology annotation, molecular function: zinc ion binding; nucleic acid binding. The transcript has 2 exons. The record is from RefSeq and is a predicted model, not a curated record. Bases 1 to 4308 code for a protein of 1435 amino acids.
AUGACACAACGGUCUCCCAGGAAAAGCCCACGCCUGAAUGAUGGCCAGGAGAUAACUACCACGGCGAGUGAGGCGCAGCCGAAGCGGACAAGUAGAAUGGUGAGCACUGUAUCACAAAUGCAAGUUCCCGCUGUGAGCGCGCCACAAAGCCCCAGCACCGUGGAUGUGGGCACAAGUUUACAACCUGCCGGCACUGUGGCCGCAGGAGUGAGUGCACGAGCCAGCAUAUUGACAGGAGCGCCAAGCCCAAGCACGCAACUCUCAAGUGCUCAAGUCAUGGAUUUGAUAAAGAGAGUCGCUGCGCUAGAGCACGAGUUGCAGAGGUCAAAAACUGGUCAAGCACAUGUGAGUACAGUUACUGAUCCCGUUAAAUUGAGUGAUGCUGGCGUGGGUCGUACAGCUAACCUGCCGCCAUUUUUGAGUGGAGAGCCAUCGUCGAGUGGAAGUUUGAGUGAAACUGCAAUUAUGAGUGGAGUCCCAAAUUCAAGUGUUAGUUUGAGUGAAACUGCAAUAUUGCGUGGAACUGCCAUUUUGAGCAGAUCGCCAUCUUUGAGUGAGGCAUUGCCUACUUCAUUGAGUGGAAAUUUGGGACCACAGUUGCAAACGGUAGAACGAGCUCCAGUUAUGGAUAACUGUUCUACAACAUCAAGCCGCUCGACGCCAUAUUGUUCUGCAGGCAUUGCGCAGUCAACGCUCAGCUACACGCCGGCACAAGAGAACCAACCUGUGAUCAUUUUGGAGCCAACGCAGGCAACUGGGAACUUCGCAUGGGCGACACCCAGGAACGAUGUAUGCCUGCUACGCAAAUUACCAGAUCUACCCGAGUUUGGAGGCCAACCUGAGGAUUGGCCUAUAUUCUUCUGCGCGUUUACGGAAACAACUUUGGCGUACAACUGUAAGAAUCUGGAGAAUAACCAGCGAUUGUUGAAGGCACUCAAAGGCGAAGCACGUGAUACUGUGAAGUCGUUGCUCAUACAUCCCAGGAAUGUGAACAACGUGAUGGAACAAUUACGUUUUAGAUACGGCCGCCCAGAACAACUAAUACGUAGCCAGCUAAUUAGUAUUCGAGAGGUGCAGCCAAUUCAAGAGCACAGCAUAGCGAAAAUCGUGCCAUUUGCUACACGAGUGAGUAACCUUGCCGCCUUUCUACAAUCAGCUAACGGAGAACAGCAUUUAGCGAAUCCUACACUGAUGGAGGAUUUGGUCGCUAAGCUACCACCAAGCAAGAGGGUGGAGUGGGCCAGACAUGCAGCUACGAUUAGGCCUUUCCCGACUGUCGUACAUUUAAGCGAGUGGUUAACGGACUACGCCAAUUUGGUAUGCACGAUUGUGGACGUCGAUGGUAAGGAGCAGAAGCGUAGAGUGCUGCAUGCCAGCAUUGACCAGAAUAAUGGAGGGCGACACCGAGGUCGCACCAAACAGUGUCCAAUCUGUAAUGGACAACACGCAGUCAGGGACUGCAACGAGUUUAACUUAGCCUCUCCGCUAAAAAGGUGGACGUUUCUAAAAAGGCACCGGCUUUGUUUCUCGUGCCUACGAGAUGGCCACAUGGCAAGAGUCUGCAAAAGGGCAAACGAAUUUCAAGUCAAUGGAUGCCGGAAGAGGCAUCAUCGCCUUUUACAUGAUCAUGAUGCUAUGAGUCACAAUGCACCGCAGCCAGCAGGUGAUAGAGUGAUGAAUAUUGGACGGAUGCCGCAGCCAGCGGAUCCGCACACAAGAGCACCGCAGCCAGUGGAUGCUCAAUUGACGCAACAAAGGAAUUUAAGUUGUGUCGAUUCGGAUGGAGAACGCCUACUAUUCCGCAUAUUGCCAGUGACAUUGCACGGGGCCAAUAAGCGGAUCGAUACGUAUGCGCUCCUCGACGAGGGCUCGUCCGUAACUAUGAUAGACGACGAGCUACUGCGCGACCUAGAUGUCAAAGGGGAACGCAGGCAACUAAAUAUACAGUGGUUUGGUGGAAGAGCAACCAGAGAGCCGACCACAGUGGUAAGCACGGAAAUUAGUGGAGCGGACAAACGCAAACGUUAUGUGCUGCGAAAUGUGUACGCCGUGUCCAACUUGAGCUUACCAAUGCAAAGUCUGCAUCGACGUGAUGUACAAAUGUUGGACAACGGUGCACGACUUCCAAUGAAACCGUAUCGCGGGGCGGUACCAAAACUUCUGAUUGGACUUGACCAUGCGCAUCUUGGACUGCCAAUGCAAACAAGAAGGUUUGCACCACAGGGACCAUAUGCUGCAGCCACCGAACUUGGAUGGGUGGUUUUUGGGCCGGUAAGAGGUCAGCUGACGGCAACGUCAACAAAGUCAUGCCUCCUAGCAGUGUCGCAGGAGGAUGCAAUCCAAAAGAUGGUAAACGACUAUUUUGAUAUCGAGAACUUCGGUGUGAAGCUUACGUCACCAGUCGCAGCCAGCGACGAUGCACGAGCGCAAAAGAUACUCGAAGACACCACGGUGAAAAUAGGGGAUCGUUACCAGACAGGUUUAUUAUGGAACCGUGAUAAUGUUGAGUUGCCACGAAGCUACGAUAUGGCAUACAAAAGAUUGGUGUACAUUGAGAGAAAGAUGAAGCGUAACGAUCAGUUUAAACGAGCCUAUAUGAAAAUUAUGGACGAUUAUGUUCAUAAAGGAUAUGCUCGACGCUUGAAGCAUCAUGACAAACUUUGGUAUCUGCCGCAUUUUGGAGUUGAAAAUCCAAAUAAGCCCGGUAAGAUAAGACUGGUGUUCGACGCGGCAGCAAAGGGGCCGCAGCACUACAAGUCGCUGCCGGCUGUUCUCUUCCAUUUCCGGGAAGGUGCGGUUGGCGUUUGUGGAGACAUCAGAGAGAUGUUCCAUCAGGUGUUGUUUCGACCGCAGGAUAGAUGCGCCCAGCGACUCUUGUGGCGAAACGGCGAUGAUCGCCGGGAGCCUGAUGUUUAUGAGAUGAGGGUAAUGACAUUUGGAGCAGCAUGCUCGCCAAUCACCGCGCACUAUGUGAAGACCUUGAAUGCCCUGCAGUAUCAGGAUUCAGACCCUCGCGCGGUUAAAGCUAUUCUUGAAUGUCAUUAUGUGGACGACUAUGUGGAUAGUUUUGAUAGUGAAGGCGACGCCAUCGCCAUAUCAACAAGAAUAAGAGAAAUACAUGCAAAUGCUGGAUUUGAAUUGUGCCAGUUUACUUCUAGUUCGCCAACCGUAGCCGACGCCCUGGGCAAACACUGGGCUGCUAGGAGCAUCGGAUGCGGCGAAGCUGAAGAAAAGAUUCUGGGCAUGUGUUGGCAGCCAGCCACGGACGAUUUCAAAUUCAACAUGAAGUACCACAAAGUACCCCGAUGUGUGCUAAAUUUGGAGCGAGUACCUACGAAGAGGGAAUUCUUGAGCUUGAUCAUGUCAACAUUUGAUCCUUUGGGAUUUCUUAGCUGUCUCAUGAUAACUGGAAAGUUACUUAUGCGUGAGAUCUGGCGACGAAAUGUGCAAUGGGAUGAACCCUUACCAGAUGAGAUCGCCCGCGCCUUUAGUAAAUGGCUUCAGGAUAUGAACAAUGUGGAAGGAUUUCGAAGCUCGCGCCAUUACUUUGGCCCAAUACCCGUGCGGGCAAUACAACUGCACGUUUUUGUCGACGCUAGCCAGUCAGCAUUCGCAGCUGUGGCUUACUUAAGGGUAACCUACGACAACAACGACGUGCGAGUAUGCUUCGUAUGUGCCAAGACGAAAUGUGCCCCAAUGAAAACGAUGUCAAUUCCACGACUGGAAUUGCAAGCUGCUGUGUUAGGAACGAGGCUGAUGGACACUGUCAAAAAGGAGCACAGUAUAGCGAUCAGCGAUGCCAUACUAUGGACCGACUCAAAGACAGGGCUGCGUUGGAUAGGCAGCACCCACCGUCGAUAUAAGCAGUUCGUCGGAAAUCAAGUGGGAGAAAUUUUGGAGUCAACAAAGGUUUCCCAAUGGAGAUGGGUACCUACUGCUGAAAAUGCAGCAGACGACGCAACCAGGCCGCACUGCCACGUAGACCUCAGCCAACGGUCACGAUGGUUAGACGGGCCAACAUUUUUGCGGCAGCCGGAAAGCAGCUGGCCGCAGCCCGAACCGGGCACCGAACACUCAUCCUGCGAUGAUGAAGAAGAGAUGCCGAGUGAAUUUGCCUUAGUUGCAGCAAAUAACUUUUUCAUUUCAUUUCAGAGAUUCUCUAGCUACAGUCGGCUGGUGAGGACGACGGCUUGGGUUCUAAGGUUCACGCGCUGGUGCCGUGGACAUAGGACUGAGCUUGAGAGAUUCGGCCUCACCGCUACGGAAUCUGAGGACGCUGAGAACUUGCUGAUACGGCGAGCGCAAUGA